AUGGUUGCUUACGAAGAUGAUGAUUUGAUGGAUUAUGAAGAAGAAUUACCAGAAUUCGAAAACGAGGCUGAUUUAGACGAGUAUUUGAAUGACGAUGAGUACGAGUUAAUGAACCAGCUUUUCCCCCAUGUUAAAAAGGAGAUGGUGGAUUAUCAGGGCUGGGAUAAUUUUGCAUUGAAGAAGACGAUUUUUGAAACUAAUUUUGACCCAGAUGAGUCUCUAAAAAUAUUGAAAAGAAGUUUCAAGAAGAAAAAAUCAGAAGCAGCAAAAACAAAGGCGGUGGAAAAUUUCAAGAAGCCAAGUCCUGAUGAUGUUGUGCUAGAAGCUCAAUCAAGGGCUUUAGACAACGUCACCGAAAAUGUGUCCAAAUUAAAAGUUCAAGAGGAAAAACAGGCAAAGCAGCAAUCACAACCCAAAUUGGCUACGAAACCAACAAAGCCUACUGAUCCAAUUGAUAUUCAGAACUAUUUAUCUAAAGGUAAACCCCAUUGUAGUUUUGUUGUGAUUGGUCAUGUUGAUUCCGGUAAGUCAACUUUAAUGGGUAGAGUACUAUACGAUUUAGGUGUAGUAGAUAUCAGCCACUUGAGAAAAUUGAAAAGAGAAAGUGAGAUUGUUGGUAAGAGUUCAUUCCAUCUGGCAUGGGUAAUGGAUCAAACACCUGAAGAAAGAGAGCGUGGUGUUACAGUAUCUGUUUGCACAAACGAUUUUGAAACCCCAUCGACGAGAUUUACUAUCGUGGAUGCCCCUGGUCACAGAGAUUUCGUUCCCAAUGCCAUUGCAGGUAUUUCUGAAGCUGAUGCUGCCGUUUUAUCCAUUGAUUGCGGUACUGACGCAUUUGAAUCUGGAUUUAACCUAGAUGGUCAAACCAAGGAACAUACCCUUUUAGCAAGAAGUUUAGGUGUUGGCCACAUCAUUGUUGCAAUGAACAAAAUGGAUACUGUUGAUUGGUACCAAGAAAGAUUCGAGCAAAUCAGACGUGAACUUUCCUCCUUUUUUGAAACUAUCGGUUACAGACCUGAACAAAUUAGCUGGAUUCCCUGCAGUGGUCUAACUGGUGCAAACGUCGUUAAGAGAACCACACAUGAGAUGCAGAAUUGGUACCAGGGACGUUCGCUAGUGGAAGAAUUGGAAUAUAAAGCUGAGCAAAUAGAGAAAUCAUACCAGGAAGAUAUUAUCAAUGCACCUUUCCUGUUUUCCAUUACAGAGGUAAUUUCUGUCAAUAAAAACGAAGAAGUGGUUGUUUCCGGUAAAGUGGAAUCUGGUUCAAUCCAGCCAGGUGAAACUUUGAACAUUUUCCCCAGUGAACAAAGUGUUGUAGUGAAUAGAAUCACCAUCGAUAAUAAUGAACGGAAAGUACCUGUGGCCACCAAAGGUGAUUUCGCAGUCCUCAGACUACGUAAUGCCUUUGCAGAAAUCAUUGAAGCAGGUGAUUUGGCUGCAUCUGUUGGUGUGGAGAUCCCAGUGAGGAACACAUUGAAAGUACAAGCUUUAACCUUUCAAAUGAGUCGUCCUCUAUUGCCUGGUACACCAUUCAUGUUUUUCAAGGGGGUUAAUGAACAACCGGCAAGGGUCAGUAAAUUAAAUUCGAUUAUUGACAAGCAAGAUCCAAGUAAAAUUAUCAAGAAAAAGGUGAAGCACUUGGGUUCUAAUCAAGCUGCUAUUUUCGAAAUUGAAUUGGUCGAAAAGGAAAGAUGGAUCCCAUUCCUGACAUCUACUCAAAAUAGAAGAAUGAGCAGAAUAGUCAUGAGAAAGGAAGGUAGGACCAUUGCAGCGGGUACGAUCAUCGAAUAG
Zygosaccharomyces rouxii is the source of this 1791-nucleotide messenger RNA. RefSeq lists its product as uncharacterized. The transcript has 2 exons. Gene Ontology annotation, molecular function: GTP binding; GTPase activity. The record is from RefSeq and is a predicted model, not a curated record. Gene Ontology annotation, biological process: translation. Bases 1 to 1791 code for a protein of 596 amino acids. NCBI's taxonomy places the organism in Eukaryota, Fungi, Ascomycota, Saccharomycetes, Saccharomycetales, Saccharomycetaceae.